AUGGUACGACAUCUCAAUCUCUCAAGGCAAUCUUCAACAAUAUCGAUCAUCGGAAUUGGAGAAAUUAAUUCAGGUACUACUCGAGGGGUAGUUCCAGUUACACUCAAAUCUAUCUAUUCUUCAAAAUUCAUCAUCUUCAAUGCAUAUAUUCUUUUAAAAUUGUCGUCAACGCUUCCUACUACAGUUAUUUCACCAAACAAAUGGUCUCACCUUCAAAACAUACAACUUGCCGAUCCCGAUUACCCCAUUCCAAGGAAAAUUAAUUUGAUUAUUGGAGCAGAUGUCUAUUCGCAAGUUGUGCAGCCUGACAUCAUAAAAGGACCUCUCUCAUCACCAAUGGCUCAAAUUACCAUUUUUGGUUGGGUGGUAUUGGGACCAACCAACAAUGAUUCUAAAAAAGGACAUUCAUCUCAUCAUCUGAUUGUGGAUCAGCAACAGGAUGAUUUACAAGGUCUACUCACCAAAUUUUGGAUUCAAGAAGUACCUACCAAGGAAAAGGACAAAUUCACCAUUCAAGAAUUGGAAUGCGAGGAGCAUUUCAAGGUGACUCAUUUAAGGGAUUCAGAAGGAAAAUACAUAGUUCGACUUCUAUUCUCUUCACCAGCGAGUCAACUUGGCAACUCGUACUUGAAAGCUCAAAGAUGCCUUCAUCGAUUUUUCAACCGCUUUUCAUCUCAAGGAACUUUCAAGGAACGCUACUUUUCAUUUCUUACAGAAUAUGAAAAUGAUGGCCACAUGGUUAAGGCUCCUCCAAGGAAAAGUAGACUUACGACCUACUAUUUUCCUCACCACGGAAUUAACAAGGAGCAAAGCAUCAGUACAAGUCUCAGGGUUGUUUUUAACGGAUCCAGCCCUACUACAUCCGGUACUUCUCUCAAUUCAAUUCCACAUACUGGUCCCAAAUUACAAAAGGAUAUCUCGGACGUCCUCCUCUGGGUAAGGAAAUGUCGAUUCAUUUUUUCUACAGACAUCACAAAAAUGUUUCGUCAAAUUAAGGUGGACCCAGAUGACUGGGAUUUUCAAAGGAUUCUACGGAUCGAUGCAAACAAUAAGGAAAUUCCUUACCAACUCACCACGGUUACGUACGGUACCAGAUCAGCACCAUUCUUAGCAGUCAGGGUAAUCCUUCAAUUAAUACAAGAUGAAGGUCACAGAUUCCCCCUAGCGGUACCAGCUCUUCUCAAUGGACGUUACAUGGACGAUAUUUACGGUGGCUCUGACAAUUUGUCAGAACUCAAGGACAUUGGUCACACUUGUCUGUGCCAAAACCAAGGUGGCACCUCUUAA
Molecule: messenger RNA, 1287 nt
Organism: Leptopilina heterotoma
Lineage: Eukaryota; Metazoa; Arthropoda; Insecta; Hymenoptera; Figitidae
Exons: 1
Coding region: 1-1287 (428 amino acids)
Source: RefSeq, a predicted model, not a curated record